This is a messenger RNA of Anthostomella pinea, 2727 nucleotides long. NCBI's taxonomy places the organism in Eukaryota, Fungi, Ascomycota, Sordariomycetes, Xylariales, Xylariaceae. The record is from the annotation of a GenBank genome assembly.
AUGCCGGGCACCACGAAGCCCUCGAAGCCCGCGACACCCGCGAAGCCCGCGACGCCGCAGGGUCGCAAGUACACCCAGACGAAGCUGGGCUGGGGAUCCGGUACCAAGGACGGCAAGGGCGCAGGCGCGAAGAAGAAACCGCAGCAACUGCCGAACGGGAACAUCGCCAACUACUUCUUGAAGCCUGAGGAGAAGCUGUUUUUGGACGACCCCUCGGCACCGGCGACAGCCCCUCCGAAGGGCGACUUCGGCGACGACAAGGAUGAUGAGGACAUAUAUGGGCUCGAGGACGACGUGAAAGGGACGGCGAGUGCAGACGGUCCAAGUGCUUUAAAGCGGAGAAAACUAAGCCAUAACGGUAGCAAUGGAUUCACAUCUCUUGUCGAGGGCAAAGACCCGGACCCGGUCAAGAAAGAGCCGGAAAAGGGGUCUGCGACUGAGACCGAGACACAGCUUCCGAAACGGAAACGGCCGGUUCGACGUCGGACCGGACCCUUCUUGGCCGACUCGGACAGCGAGGACGAAAUGAAGAAAGAAGCGCCUACAAUGCCAAUGUCCAAUGGCUCGACUCCUUCAUUCCCGGCCCUCGAUCAUAUCCCGAGCUUUGCGACGCCCCUGGCGCCGAAGCCGGCAAUUGACGAAAGCGGUACAGAUGCGCCGACGGACGCAGCAGUGCUCAAGCAGGAGACCUUCUUUUAUGACGAGUUCCCCGACCUCGAGAACAUCGAAGGGUUGUUCGACGAUGACGAAUUUGCCGACGGCGAAGAGGUUCGCGCGAAACGCUACAUGGAAGAGCAGGCGAAGCUGGAAGCGGAAGCGGAAGCCGAGGAUGCAGGAGGCUACACGUCAGACUGCAUAGCGGAACUGCCGCCGAAAGACGACGAGGGCACGACGGCCACUUGCCCGUUGUGCAGUGCAAGUCUGUCCGGAAUCACUCCGGAAGAGGCCACGGUCCACGUCAACGCUUGUCUGGACGGAAACCCGAUACCUCUCCCGGCCGCGUCUAAGCCGGCUCCGGCAAACGAGAACACCGUGGACGCCCCUGAGAUGGGCAAACGAUUUGCCAAAACCGCCGUACCGAGACCCGGCCAGGCGAACCCCAUCAGCCUCGGAGGCACGACGGCUGAUAAACCGACUUCGGCGUUCAGCAAGCUCAUGUCCGGCAAUUCUGAAGAUGUGGCUUUCGCAAACGCGGCCGCGGCGCAGCAGGCGGCCAGGGGCAGGCCUGCCUACGAGCGGACAUGUCCGUUCUACAAGAUCAUGCCUGGCCUGUCUAUCUGCGUCGAUGCCUUCCGAUACGGCGCCGUUCAGGGCUGCAAGGCCUACUUUCUCAGCCACUUCCACAGCGACCACUACAUCGGCCUGAGUGCGAGUUGGAAGCAUGGACCUAUAUACUGCAGCAAGGUGACGGGCAGUCUCGUCAAGAACCAGCUCAAGACGGCGGCAAAGUUCGUAGUAGAGCUCGAGUUCGAGGAGACGGUCGAGGUACCGGGCACUGAGGGGGUCAUGGUGACCAUGAUUCCGGCGAAUCACUGCCCUGGCAGUUCACUAUUCCUCUUUGAAAAGUCGAGUGAGAAGGGACCGAACCCCAGAACGCAACGGAUCCUGCAUUGUGGCGACUUCCGCGCUUGCCCCGCGCACGUCACUCAUCCACUACUGAAGCCCGACACCAUCGACGCGAUAUCCGGCAAGGUCAAGCACCAGAAGAUCGACAUCUGCUACCUGGACACCACAUACCUCAACCCUCGCUACGCCUUCCCACCCCAGGACGAUGUCAUCAGAGCCUGUGCCGACUUCUGUAAGUCUCUCUCGGGCGAUCCCAGCGUGGCGGACGAGGCCUUCGACGCGCUGCGGCGCGAGAGGGGCACCACCACCGUCAGCAAGUUCUUCCCGAAGGAUGGCGACACAAAGCCCACCAACGGCAGCAGCAUUAGCACCAGCAAGCCCGAACCGAAGAAGAACCGCCUCCUCGUCGUCUGCGGCACAUACUCGAUCGGCAAGGAGCGCGUCUGCAAGGCCAUCGCGCAGGCGCUGGGCAGCAAGAUCUACGCGAACCCGCACAAGAUGCGGCUCUGCGCGCAGCUCGACGACCCGGAGCUGGCGGCGCUCAUGACGCCCCACGCACACGAGGCGCAGGUGCACAUGCAGGCACUCCAAGAGAUCCGUGCCGAGACGCUGCAGGCCUACCUCGAGACCUACAAGAAGCACGGCUUCACGCGCAUCGUCGGCUUCCGGCCCUCGGGGUGGAGCUUCAGCGCGCAGGGCAGCAAGAGCAACGCAACAAUAUCGGCCACGACGGCGCCCAGCUCGGUGCCGACGACGGCGAUCCUGCACGGCCCCGCAUGGCGCCCGCGGUUUGGGAGUGGUGAUUUUCUCGCGCAGCCGGGGAGCACGCGUGAGGCCAUGUGCUUUGGUGUGCCCUACUCGGAGCACAGCAGCUUCCGCGAGCUGGCGCUGUUCCUGAUGGCGCUGCGCGUCGAGCGCGUCGUGCCUACCGUUAAUGUCGCCAAGGAGGCGACGCGCGCGCGCAUGAAGGGCUGGACGGACCGCUGGCUGGCGGAGCGGAGGAAGGGUGGGGUUGUUAGGGUGCUUGAGGAUGGCGGUGGUGAGGGUGCUGGUGGAGGUGGAGGUGGCGACGAGAAGACGACGAAGAAGAUGAUGAAGGGAGAGGGAGAGCCGGCCCUUUGGGAUGGCAAGGAUGGGCAGGGCGGCGGGGUUGUUUGGUAA